ACAUGGCCACCCCCAGAAAAAGCGUGGGGGUUGCAUCUGCACAGCUAGAAGAUGAUGAUGCAUUCGUUUUCAUAUUUGAUCGCAGAGACAAGGACGUCCCGGAGGUCAAAAUACCUACUGGAGGACUUUGGAAUUAUGAUGACUUUGUGAAACGGGUCCGAGAGACUAUUGGAAUAAAGAAGAAUGAAAAAUUUGUCAUUGCUACAACAAACAGAGAAGAAAUUAAAGAUGAUCCAUCAUGGGACAUUAUUGAUAAAGGUGACACAUUGUAUGUAUUGAAAUCCAUUAACCAAGAGUUAUGUGCCCCUGCUAAAGAGAGAGUCAACUUCCUGCCUCAUUAUGAUACCAUUGUUAAGGGAGGCAUGUACGAGUAUUAUGCAUCUGAGGGACAGAAUCCAUUACCCUAUGCUUUUGCUGAAUUGAUAGAUAAUGCCCUGUCUGCAACAGCUAACAAUGAUGGACCCAGAAAAAUAGAACUCAGAUUGCAUUUUGAUGAGAAGAAUCCAAAAGAUAAUUGUAUAUUUGUGAUAGAUAACGGGAAAGGUAUGACCCCUCGUCAGCUCAAUAACUGGGCGAUCUACAGACUGUCAAAGUUUAUACGUAAAGACAAACGAGAUAAAGUGAGUUUUAUUGAAACAGAGGACGAAGAUUCUAACAGUUCCCUGAUACAGCCAAAUGUUCCCCUAUCACUUAACAGUGAUAUAUCCUACUUUGGUGUCGGUGGGAAGCAGGCUGUCUUCUUUAUUGGUACUUCAACCAGGAUGAUUUCUAAAGCUAGAGAAUCUAAGGAUGUUCAUGAGCUAACCAUAUCUAAGGAGGAGUUUCAACAGAAAGAAAUUAACCAAGAGGCAAUCUACAGUGGCUUUAUACAUAAUAGAAAGCCAGGAGAUGCAAGCCAUAUUUCUACUGACGAUGAAAUUGUGAGAAAUGUUAUUAACGAAGAAAAGAAAAGAGAAAAUUUUACAGUGGUUCAAAUUAAAAAUAUAAAUCCUGACCAUCUUGGUUAUCUCAAGUGUAGAAUAAAAGAUUGGACACGACAAUUAGCACAUAUUUACCAUUAUUACAUACAUGGACCGCAAGGAAACAUCGACGAGUCUUCAGUAAAAAAUAAUCGAGCUCCAAGUCCCUUCCAGAAUAUUGAUAUAGAGGUGAAAUUAUUUAUGCCGAAGCAGACGGUGCCACAAGUAAUAAAUCUGCGAGACAUCGAGGACGACAUGCAGACAUUAUAUGUCAGAUCUGGUGCCAGUGUAUUUGACUUCAAAGCUACUGUGGAAGGAUCUGGAGUGGUGGAGGGAAUUAUCAGAUAUCAUCCGUUCUUGUAUGACAAGGAAACAUUUCCAUCAGAUAUGAAUGACCCCAGAAGUGAGCCUGAAGUCUUUGAUGAACAUGAUUAUGCUGCAAAUGACAGACCAGGAAGAGGGAGGAGACCAAUAUUUGAGUGUUACUGGAAUGGCAGACUUAUUCCAUAUACGUCUAUAGAAGAUUUUGAAUGGUGUGCUGAACCAAAAAAAGGAAAAAACUUACCAUUGGAAUGUUACAACAGGAUUUCCGGUGUAUUGUUUACAAAUGAUCAUUUCCAAGUCAGUACUAAUAAGUUGACCUUUAUUGACCUUGAAAUGAGAAUGAAGGAGAAAAACACAGCCUAUCAUAGAAUACACAAUGGACAGGAAAAAAGAACAGCUAUAGACAAGGAGUUUCUACAAUGGCUGAAGGAAUGUCAUGAACAUUGUGAUAAACAGAUACAUUUCACCGAGUUUAAAGGUCAGGUAGUACGUGCUGAUCUACCAAAACAGAGACAGACUCCAUGGGCAGAGUUUCAACAGGUGGAAUGGGAUGGGAAAAUCUUCAAGAAAGGGCAAUUGGUCAGAAUUACACGUACAUUACCCACACUGCUCGGAACAAUCAAACGAUUUUUAUUGUACGGAGAGUAUGAAGGAGAUGUCUUUGCUACUGGUGGAGAUUUAGAGGUCAUGCAGGAACCAAGAUCCCUGUAUGAUGAAGUCAAGGUCGUUCCUUUAUCUAAACUUGACAGACAGGCUUCAUCUCAUCUGAUAAAAAAAUACAUAGAGGAAGAAGAAGCAAAACUACCGUCAAUGUUGUUAGUGUCAUGGCCGGAGGGAUUUGAAGUGAAACAAAAUGAAAGCAGAGCAGCAGGAGAAACUGUUGGUGCCAUUAAGAUAGAGAUAGCGAAUAAAAAAGGGGAGACAAUCAGUAAGCUUCCUGGAAAUGCUGCUUCAUCUAAACGUUUACUGGUAGAACUAAAAAUCAUUUGGCAUGGACAAUCACGAGAUGAAGUCAUAGUAUCUCACAUCAGUCAGUACAGUAAAAACUGGGGAUAUUGGUUCAGAAAAAUGGAGAAUGUGCGAAAUUUAGGUGCACACACCUUAAUUCUACAGGUAGUAUUAAAUGAAAGUGGGAAUACAGUGUACUCUGGCAAAGAGCUUCCUUCACACAAGAUAAAGUUUACAGUCAUAGAAAGUGAUCCAGAGAAAUUUACUGUAGGCAUGCUGGACGGCCCAUUCCGUAUAGGUUUACCCUUCACUAUUCCUUUGGAAUUCCAGGAUGAAUUUGGAAAUCCCACAAAACCUAAUAAUAGCUUUACACCAGUGUUAGCAGCAAGUGAAAUAGAUAUAAGCUACCAGUCAACAAAAGUUAAGGGGAAUAACCUACUCAUCAAUGGUUGUGUUGCUAAGGGCAACGUAGGAGAAAGAUCUGGGAAGAGUUUCAAUUUAACAGUAAAGAUCAGGCAGCUGGAAGAAGCAUCUCAGACACUCAAGAUAAGAUUUUUACCAGGAUCACCUUCUUUGUUAGUUGUACCACAUGACAAAGAAGUGGAAAUAGAAAAUGGUAACGCUGUAGCUUUCAACUUGGAAGUUCAUGACAACUCUGGGAACAUCACAAAUGACGGGAAACUUAUCUGUACUUGUAAGUUCUCAGGUGUCAGUGGACUACCUAGCUACUCUUUAGACUGUUCUGCAGCAGGAUUUGGAAAGCUGACAGGAGAACCGAUAUCUUUGAAGAAACUUAAAGAUUUUCAGAUACUAACAGCCAAGAUUGAACUACAAGGAUAUAAAGAUGUUAAAGCUGUGGAAAGAAAAGUAAGGGUCUUGCCGAGUGGAAGAGUAUCUAGUAUAGACGUCCAUCACUUGAAAGACAAUGGGAAAACGGUGGCAAUGAAAGAAGGGGAGACAAUCACUGCAAUCGCUGGACAGGUGAUACAGGGAUUAAGUUUUUCUCUGACGGAUGAAGCUGGAAGAAAGGUUGAAAUUGAUGACUCCAUUGCUGCAAAAAUUAAAGUAAACUGGACCCCAAAGACCCCUAAGGAGAAAGUGAUACAAGGUCUACUACCAGAUAUAAGGGUUCCGGCCAUCACAUCAGAUGUCAAAUAUUGUCAGAUAUCCAUACAGGAUGGGUCAGGUGUGGACUUCAACUUCAUCGUUAGUGGCAAACCUGCUGAACCAAACCAAAUCAAAUGUAAAUGUGAGGGAUUCAAUGUGGUCAAGAUUGGUGAAGUAUUGGCAUCAGAGAUACAUGUCAAGGUCAAGGACAGAUUCGGGAAUGAAAUAUCAGAUUUGCCAAAGAAUACAACGAGUGAAUUUAUUGUGACUGGUGAAGGACUUAACACUAAUAUCAUUAAAGUUACACAGUCAAAGGGAACAUUUGUGAUAAGAGGUAUACAGUUUGAAGGUGUUACAGUGGGUGUAAAGGAUGUGAAAGUCCAGUGGAGAGAGCACAGAGAUUUUGUCAAGAUAGAUGUGGCAGCAGGACCCCCAGCAAAGCUUAUAGCACCUGGUUGGGACCUAAAUCAGCCUGUUACAGUACUCAAUGAUAACAAAUUACCCAGAGCCUUGAUGGUACAAGUUUGUGAUAUCAACGGAAAUCAUUGUAGAAUUCCAGAUAUAAGGAUUCAGAUAGCUAAAGAUCCAAAGAUUAAGCUGAUGCCAGCACCAUCAAUGAUGAAGACAAACCCAGAAGGAUCAGUCAACUUUGGUAUAUUAUUUGUCUCAGGAUCAAGGGGGACGUAUGAGAUAGAACCUAAAGCUAUGAACGUCAAUCCACCAUUAGAAAGUUUUAAGAUUACAAUAGAGAUACAGCCUGAUGCCACAAAACCUGUUGAGAUGAAGGUGAACUCUGGAAACAAGUUUGUGUUUAAUGUUGGAGAUAAAUUACCUGAUAUUUCUGUUGGUAUUAUGGCUGAAGAUGGAAACAAAAUGUCAAAUGCUAAACACUCCAGUUUGUCUAUGAAGUUAUGGAAGUUAGACAACAGAUCAAAGAGUAAUAACACACCAGCAUCUAGGGCCACAUCGUACAGUCCAGAAGUGGUUAAAAAUAGUCCAGGGGAAUUUGUAUUCAGGGAUAAAAAAUUUCCAGAACAAGCAGGAGAGUAUAAUGUUCUUAUUACCUACUAUGAUGGCAAACAUGAACUCUUCAGUAAUGUGCUUAACUUCACACUUAAUCCUGGAAAACCAACACAGUUAUGUCCCCUAGAACUUCCUGGUACCCCAACUGUAUCUAACACACGUAAUCCACAGUCAAGGAUUUUGAUUAGAAAUACUCAAUUUCAGCUAGUGGAUGAUUCUAGUAAUUUUGCCGGGCAUGGCUAUAAUGGGACAUUAAAACUUGAUAUUUGUGGUGAACCAGGGGAGAAAGAAUUACCAUGUUUUGUUGGCGGUGUCAAGAAUGUGGAAUUUAAGUUCAUCAAUGGAGAGUGUAGUGUUUCUAAUGUAAUGCUACAGGAGAAUUCAUCAGGAAGAGAUGGUGCUGAAUAUACACUGAAAUGUCAACUGAUUUGUGACAAACUACCCAAGAACCAUGCAAUACCACCAUAUAACAUUACAUUUUUGUUUUAUAAUGAUGCAAAGAAACAGUCACAAAUGGCAGCUUUAUCAAAACACAGAGAUGAACUACAGACUGUGAUCAGAACAUACAAAUCUUUAUUUGAAACAACAGAACAGCUUAUCAAGGAACUCAAAAGUUCUGUACAUGAGGCACAGUUGGAGGAGAACAGAUUAAAGGAAGAUUUACGACGACAGAAAAUACCCCUCGUACAGUUACAAAGUGUUGAUAGUGUUGAUAGGUUAAUAUCUGAGAGAACUAGACAAAGAGAAAAUAUAAUGACAGCUCCAAGGAGGAUAUGUUCUCUGGUGACAGCUCCACAAGAACCACAAGUUCUGGGAAAGAUCGGACAUCUGGCAUUGGUAGCUGACACAGACAUAGCUCGUGUGAUGUCGUGGCACAUGUCUUCAGAUAUGGAUUGUGUGGUCACCUUCACCACAGAUAAGGCAAAAGAAUUAUACAGAAGAACAGAUGGGAAACAACAGGUGCUUCCCCUGGAUUCUAUUUAUAGAAAAACACUACCAGAUUGGAAUAAACCAUUACCACAUAUUAAACACAAAAGGAAUUGGCGCCCCCCUGGAAAUCCUAUGUAUGCCAGAGAUCUGUUAAAUUUUCCUAAAGAAGCAGAAUCUUGUAAAAUAGUAUUUGGUAUGCUGCUUGGGGAUACAUUAAUUUUAGACAAUAUAGAUAGUGCAAACACAUACAGACAAGAGUUAGUAAAGUUUUGUCACUGUCCCACCAUACUAACAAGAGAUGGUGACAGAGUUAGAAGUAAUGGAAAAUUUGGAGGAUUAAUGAACAAAGCUUUACCAAUAGAAAAAUUACGAGGAGCUGUGUUUGGUGAACCAUUACCUACAACCUUUGAUGAGUCAUCAGUUCUGAUAAGUACUGUACAGAAUUACAAGGCAGCACUGCUACGUACACAGAGAGCCCAGGAAGAACUUCAAGAACAAGUAGACCAUUAUAAAGAUGCUGAGAUGCAAAGUAAACAUAAAGAAUGUCGGGAAGCUGAGCAACAACUCAAAGAUGUAGAGUAUAAAUUAGGUGUUACAAUGCAGAAUACAAGAUCUAUUCCUCCAAGUAGACCUAACAUACAGACAAAAACAAACAGUGAUGCCCCGUCACCAAAUAAAAGAGCCAGAACUUCAACGGUUACUCCGACACCACCAACAAGAUCUUCAGGAACUACUCCUACACCACCAACCAGAUCUUCAGGAACUACUCCGACACAACCAACCAGAUCUUCAGGAACUACUCCGACACCACCAACCAGAUCUUCAGGAACUACUCCUACACCACCAGCCAGAUCCUCUGGAACUACUCCGACACCACCAACCAGAGCUCCUACACCCUCGACCAGAGGUUCAGGAAGUACUACUACACCCGCGACCAGAGGCAUAGGAAGUACUCCUUCUCCCUCGACCAGAGCCUCGGGAGGUAUUGCUAUGCCCUCAACCAGAUCCUCAGGAGGUACUUCUAUGCCCUCGAAGAGAGCAUCGGGAAGUACUCCGAAUGUUCCAGAGGAUGUUCUUGUGAUAUCAAGUUCUUCAGCUACAUCAGUACCCUCUACACCAACAAGACAAAGUAAAAGAAUCUCAUCACAGACGCCAAGUUCCAAUAAACGACUUCGCAAAACAUGAAUCAACAUUGAACUAAAUCAUACUUCCACCUAACAAGACAUUAGCUCAUAAUUCAUCACACAUGGUCUUUGUGGCAUAAGGAGUAAGAAUUUCUGUCCAAAAAUCUUUCAUUGAAUCAACAUGAAUUGUGGGAAUUAGUUUUACUGUACAUGUACAUAAAUGUAAAGGCUGCUCCAUUAAUACAUACAUGUUAAGGCUGUUCCUUUAAUACAUACAUUUUAAGGCUGUUCCAUUAAUACAUACAUGUAAAGGCUGCUCCAUUAAUACAUACAUUUCAAGGCUGUUCCUUUAAUACAUGCAUUUUAAGGCUGUUCCAUUAAUACAUACAUGUAAAGGCUGCUCCAUUAAUACAUACAUUUCAAGGCUGUUCCUUUAAUACAUGCAUUUUAAGGCUGUUCCAUUAAUACAUACAUGUAAAGGCUGCUCCAUUAAUACAUACAUUUCAAGGCUGUUCCUUUAAUACAUACAUUCUAAGGCUGUUCCAUUAAUACAUACUUGGUACCUGGAUGAAUAGAGUCAUUUUAAGAAUUUUUCUUGCAUUUCAACUACAAAAUCGUUAUUAAAACCUACCCAUAGUUGAGAUUUCAAAGUGCCUUCCUGUGUCCCAUGUUUGUUUUAAGGGAACAGCCCUAACUAUCAGUUUUUAAUUAUUUUGUAAAGAAUUACAAAAUUGGAGAAUGUAUAUAUAGAGUUUUAAAGGGUUAAAAUACAUUAAAACUGUCAGAUCUUAGGGUUUUCAUUUCAGUUUUCAUUGAAAGGAUGAAAUAGAAGGAAGGAUUGUUGAUUGUUAAAUUUAUUUAAAUAUAAAAUCAAUAUUAUUGGUUUUCCCAAAAGUGUUUACAAUUAAGAUGUGUGCUGU
This is a messenger RNA of Mytilus californianus (California mussel), 7335 nucleotides long. Its product is annotated as structural maintenance of chromosomes flexible hinge domain-containing protein 1-like. The record is from RefSeq and is a predicted model, not a curated record. Gene Ontology annotation, cellular component: chromosome. Lineage: Eukaryota; Metazoa; Mollusca; Bivalvia; Mytilida; Mytilidae. Gene Ontology annotation, biological process: chromosome organization; double-strand break repair. Gene Ontology annotation, molecular function: ATP binding; protein binding. The transcript is spliced from 49 exons. Bases 3 to 6476 code for a protein of 2157 amino acids.